Hirundo rustica (Barn swallow) is the source of this 4479-nucleotide messenger RNA. RefSeq names its product Mov10 like RISC complex RNA helicase 1 (gene MOV10L1). The coding region runs from base 56 to 3718 and encodes 1220 amino acids. Lineage: Eukaryota; Metazoa; Chordata; Aves; Passeriformes; Hirundinidae. The transcript has 28 exons. The record is from RefSeq and is a predicted model, not a curated record. Gene Ontology annotation, molecular function: helicase activity; ATP hydrolysis activity.
CCGCCUCUCUCGGCCGGUCUCGGGGGCUCUGACUCUUCGUUAAGGCGCUCCGGCAAUGCUCUCUCUCCUUUCUAAGGCGCUCUCUUACUUCUGGAGACGCACAGAUGACGGAGAUGAGAGAUGGACGACCUCUGGUGAUAAAGAAUUGAAAAGGGUACAAGGAGUAGUGACAAGACUUUGCCAUGAUUAUGGGAUGAUAGAUGACAUGAUAGUCUUCACAAAGGAUGUUGUUACAAAAAACAUGCUGCUGGCUGUCGGACAAGAAGUUAUUGCCACUGUGGAAGAGGAUAAAACAUCAGGCGGCCUGAAGGCUGUCAGGGUAGACACUAUCCAGAAUACACAAGACUCCAGUCCUGAUUGUGAUGCCUCUGAACUAAAUAAGAAAACGUUAAUUGGCAGCAUUACCUUUCUCUCUGUGGAUGGUGGCUAUAUUAAUCAGAAUACAUACUUUGCAAUGCAAGACGUCUGGGAAGAUUUCAAGCCUUAUGAAGGUGACUGGGUGCAAGCAAAAUACUAUAUUAACUCAACAACAUGGAAGAGUGAAGCAGUUGCUGUAAGGCCUUUGAGGUAUAAACAAGUAAACAAGGUUCGCAUUUCCAGCGUCUGUGGAAGAACUGGGACAGUAGAUGACAGUAUAUUUUUCACUUUGGACUCACUGAGGCUUCCUGAUGGUUACUUACCUCGUAGGCAUGAUCUAGUGAACACAAUUGUGGUGGAGAGCAGUCAGUCCUGUUACAUUUGGAGAGCUCUCUGCUUGGUGCCAGUCAGCGAGGAUGGACAAUCUCACCCUAAUGAAGGUAAUGUGGAUGAAGACAUAAUUAGAGACAAAGGAGAGUUGGAAGUAUCAAGAAUGACUGACUUUGGAACGCUAAAGCAAGGGGAAUCUAAAAGAAUGAUCAUUUGGAUAGAGAAUAAAGGGAGCGUACCGCAGUCCUUAAUCAGCUGCAAAUUAGCUGGAUGGGUGAAAGACAAGCAAUUCAGUGUUGAAAUUCCUCAAAAAUGUGAGAAUAGUCCAUCUUUUCCAAUAAAUCAAGGAAACCUCUCAAAAGCUGCAGUUAAUUCAUUUAACAACAGUGGAGGAGCAGCGUGUGAGUCAUUGAACCAUACAUCCAUUAUGAAGGAUGGAGUCAUUCCAGAAGGAAUUAAUUUUCAAGAUACAAAUUUAUCAAGGACAAAGGAAAAUUAUUCCUUUGUGAAAGAUGAAAAUAUGCAAAAUGGAGAAAGUGAGCAAAAAGAUCAUAUGGAGCAACCAAUUAAGCACAGCAGUAUUACUCCGGAAAUUGUGAUACCACCCGGUGAAAAAAUAUCCAUAGUGAUUGUAUGCACAGCUAUGAUUCAUGGAUACAGUAAAGAGCUCCUGUUGCUUGGCUUUUCUGAUUUUACUGUUGGCCGCUAUAUUGAAGCCACUGUAACAAAUGAAGAAGAAUUACUUAUAGCACCUGUACAACCUUAUUCUCCAAGAAAGCCUAAAAUUAUUCCAGAGUCUCAGCCAAGGAAGACAACAGUGGCUGGCCCUCAACUCACAAGAAAUAAGAGAAGAUGGUGUUCAAACUUCCUCCCACAUUAUACCGUACCGGAUGAGUUAAGAAAAUGUGUCGAACAGCAUUUAGACAUACUGACCUUUCAGCCCCUCCUAGCAGAGCGUCUUAAUCUAGAUAAUUAUAAAGCAAACUUUUCUACUCUUUUAUGGCUUGAAGAGAUCCAAGCAGAAAGGGAUUUAAAAGACUACUACAUGAGUGGGGUUACUUUAAAAAGGAAUGGGAACUUGCUGGUGCUGGAAGUGCCAGGAGUAGAAGAGGGCAGACCUCGCCUGGUUCCAGGUGAUAAGGUGAUACUGAAAAGUCAGAUCUACUCAGAUCAUAUAAUAGAGUACGUUGCCUAUGUUGCUGAGAUAUGUGAGGAAGAUGUUACUCUUAAGGUUAAUGCAGACUUUGAACGGACUUACAACUUGGAGCCCAUGGAUGUGGAAUUUGUUCAUUGCAGGAUUCCUGGCAGACGAUGCCAAUUGGCCAUUCAGCAAGCUCUCUACCUGGGUGAAAAAGUGUUAUUUCCAGAAAGGCUUGUGUUACAAUCACCACAAACUAUCAAGACCCAGAAUACUACAGAGUAUUGUGCUGUUGAUGCUGAUCUUAAACAAUCCUCACAGCAGGAAAGUAAGGUCAAGGAAAAGCAGAACAAACCGACCACAGGUUUGACACCAAGGGAGGUGAACAUAACAGAUGGGAUGAGAGUAACUCUGCAAACAAGCCAACUUGUUGGUGAAACUGUGGCACUUAAACAGAGAGAUGGUGAUUUUUUCAAUCCUGUGCUGAAUGUGCAACAGAAACUGGCAGUGAAAAGGAUACUGAGUGGUGAAUGUCGCCCAACACCUUAUCUUCUCUUUGGACCACCAGGAACUGGAAAAACAGUAACAGUUAUUGAAGCUAUUUUGCAGAUACAUUUUACUCUCCCAGACAGUCGGAUUUUGGUAUGUGCGCCGUCAAAUGCUGCAACGGAUCUGAUCUGCUUGCGGCUGCAUCAAAGCAAUCUCUUAAAACCAGGAACUAUGGUCCGAGUUAAUGCUGCCUUCAGGUCAGCAGAGCAUAUUGAUGACAUGGUGAAACCUUACUGCAAAGAUGGUGAUGAUAUUCAGAAGGCAUUGUGGUCCAGGAUUGUAGUUACGACAUGCAGCACUGCGGGAUUUUUUUAUCAAGCAGAUACACGUUUAUUGCAGGCACCUGUAUUGUGUAAGAGAGCAAAGCCCUUGGUUUUAGUAAUGUUUAAGCAGCAACUUUCUCAGUGGCUUGGACAUUUCACUCAUGUGAUUCUGGAUGAGGCAGGUCAAGCAAGUGAACCAGAGAGUCUGAUUCCUAUUGGGUUGAUUUCAGAAGCUGAUGGACAGAUAAUUCUCGUUGGAGAUCCAAAGCAGUUAGGGCCAACAGUAAAAUCUAAACUUGCACAGACUUUUGGAUUAAGUAUGUCCUUGCUUGAAAGACUGUCAUCAAGAGAGCUAUAUCUGAGAGAUGAGGAUGCUUUUGGUGCCUGUGGAGCAUACAAUCCUUUGUUGAUCACUAAACUCACAAAAAACUACCGAUCGCAUUCUGCGUUGCUUGCCUUACCAUCUAAAUUGUUUUAUCAUAAGGAGCUAGAAGUUUGUGCAGAUACUGCUGUAGUAACAUCUUUGUUGAACUGGGGGAAAUUGCCCAGGAAGGGAUUUCCAUUAAUUUUUCAUGGAAUAAGGGGCAGUGAAACACGUGAAGGUUGCAGUCCUUCAUGGUUUAAUCCAGCUGAAGCUGUUCAAGUAAUGAUGUACUGUUGCCAGCUGGCUAGAAGUGAAUACUCUGCAGUAUCAGUAGCAGAUAUUGGAGUGAUUGCACCAUAUCGUAAACAGGUGGAAAAAAUUAGAGUUCUUCUCAGAAGUAUUGAUUUGGAAGAUAUAAAGGUUGGCACAGUAGAAGAGUUUCAAGGGCAGGAGUUCAUGGUUGUCAUCUUAUCAACAGUGCGAUCUCAGAAAGUCGUAAUUGAUGAUGAAAAGCAGUGUUUGGGCUUUCUCUGUAACCCAAAGAGAUUUAAUGUAGCAAUUACUAGAGCAAAAGCUUUGCUGAUUGUUGUGGGAAAUCCUCAUGUCCUUGUGAAAGAUCCCUGUUUUUGUGAACUGUUAGAGUACAGUUUAAUGAACGGAGCCUAUAGAGGUUGUGACCUGCCCACAGAGCUGGAACACCUGCAGAAGUGUGACUAGUUUUUUGUAUUCAAGAUGCAUCCAAGCAUUGGGUUUUCUGUUUUGAAACUAACAACACUUAUGAGAAAUUCAGUCCUGAGCAGAUCAAGAACUUUUUGUCCUCAGGGAGAGGCAAAUGUUCUGAAAUGGAUAGAAGUUCCUGCAAACAUUUUUUUUCUUUUUUUUUUUUCCUAGAAGUGAAAAAGUUGAAAUUAAGAGUAUAAAAUAGUAGUGGCACCUUACUAGCUUUUCUGUUUAAAAUGUGUUUUACUGUGCCUCUGCAAAGAACAGUAUGCCUGAAUCCUCCAGGCUUCAGGAGAAAAGUACUGAAGGACUCCUACGUCAGCUUUUCCUUAUUCUAUAAUUGUUUCAGCUUCUCAGUUUUCUCAGACUUGUGUAGUGCCACCUUAAACUGGACUGUCCCAAGAAUAUAGAUGUGUGUGUCAUUGCUGUGGGAGCCUUACAGUAAUAUAUCUACUAUGUGAACUGGAAUGAUACAUUAAAUACCUCCACUCAAGCGAUUUUGAGUACCUUAAGCCAAAACCCUACUUCCAGUUUUUAAGGCCUUUGUGUGUAGGCGUUUUUGGUUUCCACUGUAGUUUAGCCAUCUGCUGUGGUGUAUGUCAGAGCAAUGCCUUAAGUGGUGGGUUAAAGAAAAAAAAUAAAAUUAAAACUCUGUUUUGCCUUUCUGUAAAUGUGCUAUAGAAUAAAGUAUUGUGUUUUAUUUUGGAAAAGUUAAAACAAAAUUAUAGGUUAGCAGUAUUUCUGCUCUUGGUUUAAUU